This is a messenger RNA of Oryzias melastigma (Indian medaka), 620 nucleotides long. RefSeq names its product cytochrome c oxidase assembly protein COX19 (gene cox19). NCBI's taxonomy places the organism in Eukaryota, Metazoa, Chordata, Actinopteri, Beloniformes, Adrianichthyidae. Bases 116 to 403 code for a protein of 95 amino acids. Gene Ontology annotation, biological process: mitochondrial respiratory chain complex IV assembly. Gene Ontology annotation, cellular component: mitochondrial intermembrane space. The transcript is spliced from 3 exons. The record is from RefSeq and is a predicted model, not a curated record.
UCGAUUCCUCGUGUCUGCAGACUCAGCGCGUGUCGUGACGUCAUCACUGUGCGCCAGCAGCAGCCGCUCUGAUCUUUGGAUUCGGUUUGUUGUUGUCGGUCAAACUCGCGGGAAAAUGUCCACGGCCAUGAAUUUCGGGGUGAAGAGUUUCAAGCCUCGCGCUCCAGACAAAGGCUCGUUUCCUCUGGACCAUUUCGGAGAGUGCCGUUCCUUCAAGGAGAACUUCAUGAAGUGUCUGAGAGAAAACAGUUUCGACAACUCCAGGUGUCGACUUCAGUCCAAAGAAUACCUGGAGUGCCGGAUGGACAAUCAGCUCAUGGCCAAGGAGCCUCUGGAGAAACUGGGGUUCAAGGACCUGAUGGACCCUCCUGCAGGCCACAAGGACCAGGGCCCCAACGUCUGACCAGGACUCCAGCGUCUGACCUGCAGCCUCUUUUCUGCUGCUUCGGAACACGUCUGCAGAGCUUGGCUGCGCCGGAGGAGCUCGGCUGCGCACGAGGAGCUUGGCUGCGCACGAGGAGCUCAGCUGCGCAGGAGGACAUUAGGGUUCCAGCUCAGAACUGUUUCUUUCUUUUUUUCUCUUGUGUGAAAGUGAACUUGAAUAAAUGUUAUUUAUAGAA